AGGUUUAAAUUCAAGUUUAUGGGAAAAUCGCUGCCCAGCGCAACCAACAAGAUUCAGCAGCUAGCAAACAACAAGCUUCAGCAGCUAACAAAAGUCACCGCCUUCAACACAGCGAAAAAGGCUAAACCCCCAACGCAGCCUCCGCCUCCGCUGCGGAGGAUUAUAAACGAAGACAAAUCCAAUCCUAAGAAGAUGGAGAGCUCCAGCGCCAGUCAACGCCUGCCUCUCUCCGAGGUUGUCUCCGAUUGCCUCAAACGUUGGUUCAAAGACACUCUCAAGGAAGCCAAAGCCGGGGAUGUUAACAUGCAGGUCCUUGUCGGUCAAAUGUAUUGUAGCGGUUAUGGAGUUACCCGAGAUGCCCAAAAGGGAAGAAUUUGGAUGACAAGGGCAUCGAGGCUUCGGUCUUCGGUUUGGAAAGUCAGCGAUAAGCGUCCAGGUUAUAAUGCAAGCGAUUCGGACUCAGAUGAAAUCAAGAGCGAUUCUUGAGUUAACAUAUUGUGGUCUCUGCAUUUCGAACACUUAGAUUGUGAGUGCCUUAGUGCUCUGAUAUGUUCUUCUUUGAUUAAUUUGCGCUCUUCACUGCAGGGAAUACUAUUUCGAAGUUUUAGAGUGCCCUAUGUUCUCCUUUGGUCUUCUUUUGCAU
Molecule: messenger RNA, 643 nt
Organism: Hibiscus syriacus
Lineage: Eukaryota; Viridiplantae; Streptophyta; Magnoliopsida; Malvales; Malvaceae
Exons: 3
Coding region: 19-486 (155 amino acids)
Molecular function (GO): protein binding
Source: RefSeq, a predicted model, not a curated record